Podarcis muralis (Common wall lizard) is the source of this 4975-nucleotide messenger RNA. RefSeq names its product prickle planar cell polarity protein 2 (gene PRICKLE2). Gene Ontology annotation, molecular function: zinc ion binding. The record is from RefSeq and is a predicted model, not a curated record. Lineage: Eukaryota; Metazoa; Chordata; Lepidosauria; Squamata; Lacertidae.
GCUGGCCGGCGGGCCAUUCGCUGAACUGUCCAGAUGUAGCGCCUUUGACUUGCUGACAUCACCGCCUCAUUAGCAUGCAGGAGAGGCGAGCACUGCAACAGCGAAGCCUCCCAGCCCGGCGAGCCAGCGAAUGCGCCGCGAUGGGGCUGCGCGGAGCAAACUGAAGCUCUCUCCGGCUCCGAGAGGGAGGCGGGACUGCGGAUUGGGUGCAGGCUCCGCUGUCUCCCAGGGUCACUCAGUAAACCCGGAGUUGGGGCUCCGCUGGAGUCACUUGGCCGGCUGCAAGGGAGGAGAUGGACUGACAGGGUGAAAGGAAGGGAAGGAAGGAAGGUGGGAGGAAGAGAAGGGGAGAGAAAGGGAGAGAAUCCCUUGGCCAAGCUGGAAUUCCGAGGAAGGCAACGUUAAGCUCUCCCAAGCCUAUGCAAACGCACAGCAGAUUUUUUUCUUGCAAGCCACCCUAUGUUUUUAUGUGCGUGCGUGUCUCCUGGAAGGAUUUGACCAGAGAGAGAGAAGUCUGCUUGCUGCUGCUCACUUCAAGAAAUCCUCCCACCACUAGCCUAUCAACAGUGCUAUUGGGUUUUUCUCCCCUCACUACGCUUUGCAAAAGCAGAAAACAAGAUACUUCACCAUGUUGCAGUGUUCCCUGGGCUUUUGCAAGCAAACGUGCACCAAAGGAAAGUAAACUAAAAGCAAGACCCCGCCCCAGCGGUGGGGGGGGGGGGUUGGAGGGGCUUGGUGGAUUUAAAAUUCAAAAUCAAAAAAACCAAACUUGCCGAAAUCUGGACUCGGAGGCGGCCGGAGCAGGAAGAUUUGCCGGCACUGCAAGUGUCCCCAGGCAGAGCACUUUGAAACAGUGAUGCCUUUGGAAAUGGAGAAGACCGUGACCAAGCUGAUGUUUGACUUCCAGCGGAAUUCGACUUCGGAUGAUGACUCAGGUUGUGCCUUGGAAGAAUAUGCUUGGGUUCCUCCAGGGCUGAAGCCGGAACAGGUUCAUCAGUACUACAGCUGCCUCCCAGAAGACAAAGUGCCCUACGUGAACAGCCCAGGGGAGAAAGCCCGUAUCAAACAGCUCCUUCACCAGCUGCCGCCACACGACAAUGAGGUACGAUAUUGCAACUCACUGGAUGAAGAAGAGAAGAGAGAACUCAAACUCUUCAGCAAUCAGAGGAAAAGGGAGAACCUGGGCAGAGGCAAUGUCCGACCCUUUCCAGUCACCAUGACUGGCGCCAUUUGUGAGCAGUGUGGAGGCCAAAUCAAUGGAGGAGACAUAGCCGUCUUUGCAUCGAGGGCAGGUCAUGGAGUUUGCUGGCACCCGCCAUGCUUUAUAUGCAGCGUCUGCAACGAGCUGCUGGUAGAUCUCAUCUAUUUCUAUCAAGAUGGGAAGAUUUAUUGUGGCCGGCACCACGCGGAAUGCCUCAAACCUCGGUGUGCAGCGUGUGAUGAGAUUAUCUUUGCUGACGAGUGCACGGAGGCUGAGGGAAGGCACUGGCACAUGAAGCACUUUUGCUGUUUUGAAUGUGAAACGGUGCUGGGCGGGCAGCGGUACAUCAUGAAGGAAGGACGGCCAUAUUGCUGCAACUGUUUCGAAUCCUUAUACGCCGAGUAUUGCGAUACCUGCGCCCAGCACAUUGGCAUUGAUCAGGGUCAGAUGACGUAUGACGGCCAGCACUGGCAUGCCACGGAGACCUGCUUUUGCUGUGCACAGUGCAAGAAGUCUCUGCUUGGACGACCGUUCCUGCCGAAGCAAGGGCAGAUUUUCUGCUCCAGGGCGUGCAGCAUGGGUGACGACCCCAACGGCUCGGAUUCAUCAGACUCCGCCUUCCAGAGCGCCAGAGCCAAAGAGUCGCGGCGUAGCGCCAAGAUCGGCAAGAACAGGAACAAGGGAGAAGAGGGCGCCCCCAGCCAGGGCAGCAGCCAGCUGCAGGUGACCUCCAGCAGGCUGUCUACGGAUGUGGACCCCCUCUCCUUGCAGAUGGACUUGCUGAGCUUGUCCAGCCAAACGCCCAGCCUCAACAGGGACCACAUCUGGAGGAGCAGAGACGAAGCCUACCACUAUGGGAAUAAAAUGGAGCAAAGUCAGUCGCAAAGCCCUCUGCAGCUCCUCAGCCAGUGUAACAUCAGGACUUCCUACAACCCAGGGCAGAGCCCAAGCAGCCAGCAGGAGCUGUGGGGCAAACAUUUCAGCAACCCAAAGAGGAGCUCCUCCCUGGCCAUGAAGGGACACGGCGGCAGCUUCAUCCAAGAAUGCCGGGAAGAUUAUUACUCAGGAAGGCUACGCUCGCAGGAGAGUUACAGUGACAUGUCCAACCAGAGCUUCGGUGACACCAGGGGGAGUUACAAGGUCUCCAAGUACAACCAGGAGGAAGACAGCAGUCGAUCUGCACAGCAGUGCCGGACCAGGCAUCCCAUCAACGCACUGAAGUUCACCAAGGAACUGGCGCCCACAGAACAAACGCCACGGGGUUCGAUGGAGUCCCUCGCUCUUUCCAAUGCCACAGGACUCUCUGCGGAUGGUGGGGCCAAGCGGCAAGAGCAUCUCUCUCGAUUUUCCAUGCCUGAUCUAAGCAAAGAUUCUGGAAUGAAUGUCUCAGAGAAGCUGAGCAACAUGGGGACCCUGAAUUCCUCCGUCCAGUUCAGGAGUGCCGAGUCUGUCCGGAGCCUACUUUCCGUUCAACAGUACCAAGAUAUGGAAGCCAACCUGCACGACCUCACUAACCCCAUUGGGUACAGGGACACACCGUCCCGUGGAAGGAUGCACCAGAGCUUUGACUAUGACGGUGGGAUGCCAGGGAACAAAUUGGCUGGGCAGGAAGGUGCCCGGCAUCCCCCCAUGAGCGAGCGCACCCCAAGACGAACUAAUCUCCGAGAUGACGACCGGCGGUAUCGCCCCCACAGGCCCCGGCGGUCCAGGCGCUCCCGCUCAGACAACGCCCUUCACCUCGCCAGCGAGCAGAGCUACAAGUUGAAAGAAAGGCCCUCUCUGCGAGCCAGGGAAGACUACGAUCAGUUCUUGCAGCAGAGAAGUUGCCGAGAGACGGCAGAGCAGGGCGCACGGAGAAAUCUGUAUGGCCAGUGUCCAAGGACCGUAUCGGACCUUGCUUUGCAGAACCACUUUAGCGAAAGGUGGGGACCCUACUUUGCUGAAUACGACUGGUGCUCGACGUGCUCCUCCUCCUCCGAAUCUGACAACGAAGGCUACUUCCUCGGGGAACCGAUCCCGCAACCCAGCCGCCUCCAGUACGUCACCGGCGAAGAGCUCCUUCACAAAUACGGCUCCUACAGCAUGCCGAAGUCUUCCACGCUAGGUGGUCGAGGACAGUUGCACAGCCGGAAAAGGCAAAAGAGCAAAAACUGCAUCAUAGCAUAACCACGUUGCCCAAGCACAGUGUUGGAGAAUGUAACUACUUCAUCAACUUGCACUGUUGUAGGUCUUAAAAGUGCUUUUCAUUGUAACGGAAAUACCUGGCGAGCUGGGAGCUGUAAGAAGGAGGUCACAGACAAGGGUCUAUAAAUAGUCAUAAUCGUUGGCAUGGUGAAUAUGUUUUGCACAUUUUAUUUUGGGGAUGGAGGGAGGGAUAGAAUUUAUUUUAGCAUGUAAUCGUCACAAAUUUACCUCCUUCCCACAAGUAGCUGCCACCCACUUAAUACACAGUUCACCCUCAUCUUUUAAGUUGCCAUUGUUUUCUAUAACCAGCAGUUAGCUUCUAGUUAAUUUUCUCUCUCUUGAUUUUUCAUUUUCAUCACCUGCUUUUGGUCAUUAUUCUGCCAGAUUGUGUAAGUUAUUUCCAUUAUUGUUCUGUAAAUGCAAAGAAAAUGAGAGUUUGGAGAAAAAUAUUUUUGUAUUUUGUAAUAUCAGAGGAAUUUCUGUAUCUUAGGAGUCCCUGGGAAACUCAUGCUUAUCCAUCAUGCUUUUCAGCUAGAGCUAAACGAACAGAGCUUCAGAACCCUUUCUCUUUUGCCAUCAGAUUUUUUUUUCUGGAUCAGCAAGGCUUUCCUUUCUGCAGCUGCUCUAAAAGCAAAAGAGCCUCUUAUAAAUUCAUUAGCUCUCGCGGAGGCCUACAGGGUUGCUUUUAAAUAAUAAUAAUAAUAAUAAUAAUCUACUAACACUUGCAUUUUAUGUUAUUCUGUAAAACAAAUACAGGCGUCUGUUACCGAAACGAAAUAAAAAAAUACGUUGCUGUUUUUCCAACGACAUUUAAGCAAAACCCGUAACCACCAAAUGUUUGGAAAAAGAACCCAGGUCUAAGAAGGAAGUUUACAUCUAUUUGGAGAGGGCUGGAGUCGCUAAAAAAGAAAUAAUUCAGCUACUUUUGGGAGGAUAGACCAAAACAGUUGUAAAUGGUUCAGUUGUGUGGUGUCAGCAUGAACUUGUUUUGAGUAUAGAAUUGUUUUCUGGUGCUCUAGUUUCCUGGCAUUUGUUAACUGCUGUUCAUUACCAAGAGGUAUCUUCAACACUGCCUUCUUCUGAAAUUCAUAAUGAAACGAAUACAUCCUAAUCAUGUCAGACUUAAAGCCUACCCUUGGGAGAUAAACACUUCAAACCCAUUACGAAGGCAGUUUGAAGGGCCUAUCCUCAGGGUAGAAUGGAGUCCAUUCUUUGGAAGUAGAACAAAGCAACAACAGCUUCAACAUGGUAGUAAUAUACAUAGGGCUCAAAGUGUAUUGUGUGCUAUGGUGGAUGUGAUUUUUUUCUCUGUAUGCUUUAAACAAUUGGGAGAUUGACACCCAGAUGUGUUCUAUAUUGUUUUCAGAUGAGACAGCGGGAAAGAAGGAAAUUCUUUUUUUUUCUUUUUUCCCCUUUUGGUUGUUGUACUUUUUACUACAGGGCUGUAAACGGGUUUCAGGAGACCCCCAGCUAAAUAGGAUCUUGCCAGCUUACACCACCUGUGGAGAACUGGGUGGCUCUGUUAGAACAAGAGUCAAUGGGAAUAGAUGGCAAAACCCAACUUGGUGUGAGUGGAAUGGGGCAGACAAA